GUUACGUGUUUUCUGAUAAUUUUGAUGCAGCUUAUUCUUUUUUCACAUAUUGUUACAUUGCUUUCAUGUGCAGGUUAUAAUAUCAGUGUUUAAAGAUCAAUUUAAUUGUUCGUUGUUAAGUGAUUUUCCGGCAUGCAUAAUCUAUUCGACAGAGAUGAUUUGAAAUUAAUAUUUAAUUGAAAGGAUCGUCAAAGUGUAAUUCAUUGUUUGGAUUUGUGAUGAUGUUCAUCAGGGAAACAGACGACAGCUGACAUCUGUUGCUAUUUAUAGAAAAGUCUUUGACAACGAGCAUUACAAUAUAUAAGGAUGUGCCAUUAAUAUAAGGUUCGCAUGCAAAUCAUUGUAAUCUUCAAGCAAGCAAAGCAAAGACUGCAGUCGAGGAGCAUGAAGAUGUUUUAUGAAGGCGACGUUUCAACAGAGACAAUACGGUGUACAUCAUUUUUCUCAGACAUUUGCGAAGGCGAGCACAUAUCCCGAUGACGUCAGUAGUGAUCAUUGAUCCAUGGCGAUAACAAGCUCUCCGAAGUACUCCGACUAUGAAAGGACGGCUAGCCAUGCUGUGUCCCCAUAUAUUACUCUGAGUAUUUUGGUAGCUGGGGUUGUUGGCGGACUUGUCAUAGUCAUAGCCUUUAUCCUCUUCUGUAAAUACUGCGUCAAGAAGCAAAACACCAUUAGAAGGGACCAGGGCACGGACUGCGAAAGAUCCUCUGACCGUCGCUUUAAACCAUUCCAGCGCUAUGAGACGAUCAAUUCUGAUAUGUUCUCGGAGCCCAGUACUGGGUCUAUGGACGGUAUACCCAUCAGUCCUCGAAGGUUCCUGGAAACUAAAAGUCUGGAGAAGAUACCAGGUAUAGACGAAGCAAAUGAAACAACGAGGCUUAAAUCAGACUUCGAAAAAACAUCAUUUUGCGAGACAAACCUAGAUCUGGAACCGUACGUUGAUGAGGAAUACAGAGAAGUGGAAGAAGCAAAGGAGACUGACACUAGGAAAGAAGCCUCUGAAGACACAGAAGUGACUGGGAGGCGAGUAUCAUUUCAACUCGACAAUCUACCACCAACGCCAUCGGGAUAUUUGCGAAAAGGGAGAAGGUACACUGAGGGGGACUUUCACUACUUGAAGAAAAUACGAAUUGCAAAAAAUAGUGUUCCUAGGCAGUACUCUUUAGGCUCAACCUUGCAACGAGAAAGAUAUACUACGGAAGAUACCUACCUAGAUUUGCACGAAGAGGAAAAAUUUCAUCAGAACGACGUUUGCGUCAAGUCGGUUUCAUCUGGUGUAGAAGAUUAUUCCGUAGCGCAUGCUUUGGUGCGACCGUAUAUGUUAGAUUCCCCCACAUCUGCAAAUGGCGCUGUUGGCCCACAGCUUGUCGAUGUUGAAAUACAUCACAGAGGAAUUACGCCAACGAAAGAAGUGACUCAUUAUGGAAAUAGAAAACAUUCAUACUCACGGUCUCCCUGUAUGAGUGACAGAGGUAAAAUAUUAAAACCAAUAUCUCAUAGUAUGGAUACUGUUAGCCCUUCAAAUACGCCUUCACAUAAACAUAAGCGAAGGGUGAAAAGCUACGAUGAUGUGCUAGAUUAUGAUUAUGACAUUUUGAAAAUCACUGAGUUUUCCCGAGGACCUUACUUUAAUAACGAUUUUGAUCCAAUAAUGGAGGUAGAGGGAUUAGCAACUUCAAAAGUGCGCUAUAAUGAUAUGGGAAGCCUAGAGGUGUUGAAUGAUGAUAAAAUAGAUAUCUUUGACGAAUAUGAAUAUGAAAAUAUAAUUCCUGAUGAAAGUGAUGCAGAUACUGAAACAACAAUUAAUGGAACACAAAAGUUCAGAGAGCUUUGGAACUUGCGAGCUACCUUUGAAGAGGAGGAAGAAUGUAGUGACACUAUAAGAAUGGAAGACAUGGCUUCCCCUGAAGAACAAUCUUCAGACCAAGGUGGCGCUUCAUAUUCACCCACAUAUCAUAUCCAGCAUGCUGCCCAGUAUCAUAAUGGAUUUUCGUGCAAAGGAGCUACUACUGACAAUCUCAAUAAUUAUGUUGAUCCGCAACAUGUUGAUCCUGAAGACUCAAAUUUACUUCAUCCGAACUAUGAAAACAGGAGGGAUAAUUUUAGAACUGUUGUGGGUAGGAGAUAUCAAAAACGAGGUUCCACUAGUGCUGAAAAUAGUUUUGACAGUGUUGAGACAGAUCAUACGGACGGUGAUGCUACUGAGUCAAGCAGACACGAAGCUACGACUAGUUUUGAGUCGACUACGGAUAAUACAGACAGUACAGGCGACAGUCAAACUAGCAGACUCAGGCAAAUGAAAGCAGAUAGUGGAUAUAAAUCGCUUGAAACGCAGCAUCCACCUUGUGCUAAUGGUACUAAAAAGGCAUACAGUAUGGAUGAUGAGAUUAUAUUGUUAGGAAGUGAGAUAUCUUCUCCUUCUCCAGAGAAACCUAUUGCUCCAAAACAUGAAAUUCUGGAAGCUGUUGGAACUAAUGAAUCAGUGCCAAGACGACAUAGCCUGUUUGAAAAGAGGAGAGGAAGAACUGCAUCUAAACGUAGAAGAGAAUACAGUAGGGAAAGACAUGUAGUACGUUUAAAUGAAACUGCUUAUGAACAAGAAACCGAUUCAGCUAGAUCUGAUCAGCCGUCAGGUGACAGUUUGGAUGAGCCAAAUACACCAAGUACAAAAGUGUCAGUAUUUUCACGAUUUUUUAAAUCACAUAAAUCUCGAGACAAAGGAUUGUCGCGGGAUUUCAGUAUUGAUGAAAAGACGAACACUAUUUUCCAGGAAUUUGUUAGAUUUGAUCCAAAACUGGAAGUUCACAGAGGAAGUGUUAGUGGAAUUGAAUCACGGCGACACAGACUCCAAAGAAAAUUUACAGACCCUGGUGUGUACACCUUUGAUGAUACUCGGCGAUUUUUGUCCCCAGAGAUGCGAAGCACAAGUUUAGGAAGUGACAGCAGCGCAAGCUCUGCACGAAGGCUGUCCCCGCAAGACAGUAUUGAGGAAGAGGAGUUUGAAGAUGAUAUAGAUGCCGCCGUGAUGGAUCACAAAAACAAAAUGAUGGAAGAACAGAGUUUGAAAUCAGUUGAAGUGACAACACCUACAGUGUCAGUGCAUGAAAUACCAAUCAUAAAACUCCCCGAGGGUGAAACGGUCGAUGCUUGAUUAAUUUAUUUUCUUAUUUUUCGAAGUGUGCAUGACGUUAGUUUUAUAUAUUGUAUACGUUUGCUUAGGGUGAAAGUCUUUUACUGAUAAAUAUUUUAUCAUAUUAAUUUAAACUCCUCUUUAGAAAAAGAGAAAUAUAACAGAAUAUCAUCAUAACAUGCGCAGUAAACCCAUAAUUACGUUCAAUAAUUAAAUCAGAACUAUAUGAAAUGAAUAAAUGGUAAAUGGUUUAAAUGAUACAUGGGACUUCCAUUCUGUCGAAGCAAGAGACAUUAUAUGUCUCUUCGUGCACUCAAGAUAUAUUUUGUAAAACACCCCAAAUAGUAGUUAUUAUUUUUUGUUUUUAGUUGCCUGUUUAAGUUUAUAACGUACAAUAUACAUGUCGAUAAGCUCGAGUUUUAAGUCAUAAUGAAGACAGUGAUUACCUCCGGCUAGCAGUCUUCUCUAUUCAUACAGUAUUACUAUAUAAUAUAUGUCACAAUUGUAGUAACUAAGAUGUGAUAUUUUAUGACCACAGUUACAACAACUUUGAAAAUAUACCAUUUUGCAGAUCUGUUUACAGGAUCCUAUUUACCUCCCCUUACAUGUGCACCAGAAAUUAAAAUGUACACCUCAUUUUCGUACAUUUGACAUUUCCUUUCAUCACAAACACGCAUUUGAGCAUUGUAUGAUGUAGUUACUUUGUACCCGUUCCCAUAAAGUAAAAGUGUGCACUUAAGCUAAGUUGAUUAGGUAAAUCACAGCUUACAUUUCUUUACUUCGUCAUCAUUUGAUUAUACACUUUUCUUUGUGUGUCUAAUAUUUUGUUAGGAAGAGAUACAUGUGUACUGGGGUGUUUCUGGCUAUACUUAUUAGAUUAGUUGUCCCAUUUGUGAACCAAAAUUGAUUUUUCGUGGCCGUGUACGUCAAAUUCUUUUAUUUGAUUAAGAUUUUUUUCUGGAACAAGCUCUCAUUUCUUUUAAGAUGCGAAUCUGUAUUUUAAGGUCUGGAUAUUUGUCAAAACGAUGUUAUUAUGGGCUGGGAACAACAUUUUAUUGAUUAAAAUGCGUUAUAAUUAAAAACAUAAAAAGUUCAACAAUUUUAAUUUUUACUGAUAAAAGUGAAACAUGAAAUACGAUGCAUACUUUAUUAUGUAUAGCCGUUUUAUAUAAAAGUUUAUUGGAAAUAUCAGAUAACAAAAUAACAACCAUAAACUUUAAACGACACAGAAAUGUGAGGAAUAGCGUGCUACUUUUACAAAAAAAAAAGGAAUGUUACCUUAAAUACUUAAUAUAAAACCUUAGUUUUAUGUACAUAAUAUUUUUGUAACGUAACCGUAACGUUUUUAACAUUUUUCAUGAGCAUAAAAAGGAAAUCUUAGUAAGACGGAAACUUAACUAUAUAGAAUAUAAGUUGGUUUAACUUAAACAAUAAUUUUCGUACAGUUUAAAAGCACAACAUCACCACAUCUUCCCCGAAGGUCAAGGUUGUAAUUAUCUAGAAGCAAGGUUAUAGCAGCAUUUCGUUUUUUCUACUGUACUUGUUACUUACGUAAACGUAAAAUACAUAUCAAGAUUUUCAUUCUUCGUAUAUUUUAUUCAGUUUCAAGUCUUGAAUGGGACAGAUCAAACCUUUGUGAAAAUAAAAGCGAGAUUACAGCAGCAUACGAGUACAUCACCUUAUACUUGCAUUGAUGCGUACAAGGGGCCUCCGUGGCCGAGUGGUUAAGGUCGCUGACUUCAAAUCACUUGCACCUCAUCGAUAUAGGUUCGAGCCUCACUCGGGGCGUUGAAUUUUUCAUAUGAGGAAGCCAUCCAGCUGGCUAACGGAAGGUCGGGGGUUCUACCCAGGUGAGGAAAUAAAGCACGGAGGGGUACCUGGGGUCUUCCUCCACCAUUAAAGCUGGAAAGUCGCCAUAUGACCUAUAAUUGUGUCGGUGCGACGUUAAAUCCAACAAAAUAAAUAAAUUGAUGUGUACAAAUACAAUAAAAUAUGUAUAGUAGUCGCAACUUGACCGCGAUGGUUGACUUUGGGCUGAUUAUUCAUAUCGAUAAUUUCAUUACAGAAAUCAGGGGUGCUUAGGUUAGCCGUGUAUAUUUAUAUGGAAUUAGUUUGUAUACAGCGCAGUAUCAAAGUAUAUAUACUUACAUUUGAUCAGUUAAAAUCUCCCAAUACACUAAUUUAUAUUUACACAAAUUUAUAUUUCCUUUUUCUCGUGCAGCUCGUGUUUUUACGUAAACUCCUUUUCAAUAGUAGGUUGUGCCUCAUUAUGUAUUAUAAUGCAAAGGUCAACCAUCGGGGUCAAGUUGCGUCCACUAUACAUGAAGAUACAUAUGAUGAUAUGACAAAGUAAAACUAAUGCAGGGCUGAAAGCGAAAGAAGAGUCGAUCUGCUUCUUAAUUCAUAUGCAUUUAGACCUCUCUGGCUCUGAGCCCUUGACUUAUAAUUUAAUUAUUCCGUGAUAGACAACAUGGACAAAACAAAUACAUAUAACUCACAGCAUCCAUUAGAACAAUAUUGAUUUGAAAAGAUGUGACUUUAUAGAGCAACAAGCUGCUUUGUACGUAAUGUAAAUAUACCUCUAUAGAGGUAUAAACGUGGUAUAGUCGGCUACACUGUGAAUAUAAAAAAGUGGGUUCGAUAAUUUUAAACGCAGUUUGUGAAAAUGAUAAUCAGCACAUGUCCAAUGUCAUGAUAACCUGUCAGAUGGAGUGCCAGAUUACUUAUAUCUCUGCCAAAAUGUUUGUUUACAUGCUGGAUGUGUUUAAAAUACAAUUCUAACACUUUUAAGAUUUUCUUUUGUAUAAACAAAGAAGGAUUAUAGCGUGCAUUGUCUUGUCGAUUAAAAACGUUUCGCAAAAUGACCAACUUUUGGCUAUUCCGCCUAAAAAAGGAUUCCACAUUAGUAUCCAUUCCUGGUGUUAUUCUGUCGUGUUAGAACUGAAAUAGAUUUUUCAGCCUGAGUGAUUAAUUACGACGCAUCUGAACGAAAAAUAAAACGUAUUUUAUUUGCCAACAAAGCACGCACAACUAAAAUCUAUUUCCCAAUUAACCAGCUCUUAAUAGUUAUAUUUUAAACAAUAUUUUUAUUGACCUGAGUUAUCAGAAUGAAUAAUAACUGUUGUAAGUUUAUGAUUUAUUUAGGUAAGUGUUGCUCAGUAUGGUGCUUUUUAAUACCGACGUCAGAUUUAAGGUAUUAAUUCAUAAAACAAUUUAACAUUUCAAUAUUCUGAUUGCAUUUUUUUUUUUUGGAUAAAGCAUGGUCUUUUAAAGUGCAUGUAAAUUUACAAUAGAAAUCAAUAAAGUAUGAAUAUACAUUACCAGUUUUUAUAAAGCAACAUAUGUGAUUUUCACAGCUGUACAGUUGCAAAAAUUGCCAGUGAAUGCGACAAUACCCUUCUUGUAACUCUAUAAAAAUUUGUAAAUCAUCGAGAUGCAAAUCUGCAUUGAUGUUAUUUCAAAGAUUAAGACAGACUAUUCUACCAAAAGUUCGUUAUAAUCCCGAGUCGAACUAGGGAACCAUGAUGGUAGGUUUUUGGAAUGCAAAAAUAAGUGAUGUAUCUUGCAUAUGUAUCCGUUCAGUGAUAACAAAGUCAUGAGCCUAGUACCGUAACUUUUAGAGCACUUAUUUUAUUUUAUGAAACAUCAAUUCAAAACUUCCAUUUCCCCUUAUGGACGUUUCUGGAAUUUUCAGGGCGUGUUGUUUGGAAUUUGUGGUGUAUAACAAAGUUUGUACAAUAAUCGUUUUGAGAACCUAAGUCUUUAUUAAUAAAUAUAACCACAUUUUUCCACACAGAAAAAGGUAUCAUUUUGCUCAAGAAACUCCAGUUUGAGAACACGUAGCAUGUCAGGUUGGGAUUUUUUAUUUAUAAUAAUUUAUUAUCAAACUCUUGUACUCUUGUGGAAUUUACAUCUCUUUUACGUGUACAUGUAUAUGUGUCAAUCUGGCUGUGCCUUGACAAUCUUUAAUAUAAAUAAAAAUAAUAUUAUGUUUAUAUAUAAAUUUGACCUUUGAGAGGACAGAAAUAUCGUAUUGAUAUAUAUACAUUACCUCCAGCCAGAGAGAAUUCUAAAUGUUUUUAAUGUUGGAGUUAGCAUGUAAUUCGAAGCUGUCAACAAAGGUUCAUAUAGACUUUUGGUUUACUUUUAAAUUAUACUAAUUACUGUCAACUUAUUAGUUUAUUUACCAGAACAAAAGAGAAACUAAAGUACAUGGAAGUUAAAAUGGCUGUGUAUUUUCUGCUAGUAUUUUCAUUCAGAAGUAAAUAGCUGUUUGAAAACGUAUUGUAAGAGUUAUAUUUGAAAAUGAGUUUUACACAACAAAAUUAUCUUGAAAUGGGUAUGUUUUUAACAAAAUGGCUGAAAAUUGUCAAGGUUGAAAUAUCAUUCUAAUAUGCUUGCUUCUGUUAAAACACCCUUACGCUAGAAUGACGUCACAUUAACGUGCGGUGACGUCAACGUUUUUGUUGCGACAAGAAAGAGCGCUUCUGUAUUUUAUCUACUGUUUUAGAUUAAGGGCAUAUUAGAAUCGAAAUAAUUUAUAGCACAAGCGUGUUUUAAGACUAUUUAUACAUUCGGGUGGUGAUACGUAUAACCACCCAUCGUGCAUAAAUAGUGUUGAAGCACUCUUUUGCUAUAAAUUAUUUCUUAAUUAAAUAAACUGAACACAGUCGCACAACGUUUAAAUAUGCUGUAUGUGAGUGCACAGUGUUGUUGGUCUUUUGUACUUACUCUGUUAAAAAGUUAUAUAUCUUAUGGCCAUGUUUCACUAAAAUAUUUUAUCUUUAAAUAUAUACUUCAAAUGUGUGAAAUCCUUCAUUAAAUGUAUUUAACUUUACUUAAUAUAUAAAUUCAGUUUACAUAUAGAGCAACAUUCAUAAUAAAAUGUCAUGCAGUAACAGCUGAUUGUUAAAAAAGCCAGUUUUUAGUGGUAGUACAAAUGUUUAUUAUAUACCUAUUUAAAUUCUGUCAAAAAUACAGCUUGCAUUUCACAAGGAAAUAUGAACAGGCUGAAAAAAAUCCCGUAUUGUACCUUCCAAAAAUCCCGUAUUGUACCUCCAUAUUGUAUGUUGCCGGACUACUUUCAAUGAAUAUGCAUGAGCUAACACAGGUAUAUGAAUAGCGCACACAAAAACAUCAUUCAUUUCAUUUUAACAUCAACAAACUUUUAAGAUUUCGUUCGAUUACAAAUAAACAAACAAAAAGGUGGAGGUAUAUUACAGUAGCUAGGUCUGGGAUUUUGUAUUCGGCUCUCGUGGAUUUUGCAAGGACGGAUAUCACUCGGCGCAUGCGCGCCUCGUGAGAUCCGAUCCCAGAUCGAGCUAUUGUUAUAAUAACCCUAUUAUACAGUGUUUAUCUGUACAUGUAUACAGUUUAAAACUAAUGCAUAGUACUGUCAAUACACAUCAACUUGUUAAUUUCAUGUUUACAUAAACCAUACGAAGUAAUUGUUCAUGUUUUUAAAUAUGAAAUUUGGAUCUAAUAUACCUUUAACCAGAGAGUACCCAUUCUUAUAUAUAUGUUUAUGUGCAUCUAUAAACAUAUUUCUAAAUAUGCUACUAAAAUCAAAUUCUCCUCAAGUUUUGAUUUUUCUCUGGCUACGGUAAAUGUACAUACAUCAAUUAAGUUUAUGUUCUGUUAAGGUACGUUCAUAAUACCUAUAUAAUUAACAUUGAUAUACGGGUUUCACGCGCAAGAAUCAGAAUGACUCACAGUUAGGCAAAAGAAAAAAAAUGAUUAGAAAAAGAAAAUUGAUGCUGAUUAAAACGAUGAAGAAGGAGAAAAGGUGGUCAUUAUUGUUUGUUGUAAAGUCAUAGAUGUUCUCUACUUUCUUGAAUAUUUUUACUCGGUUCUACACUGACACGGGUCAUAUGGGUCGUUCGUAUAAACUUCUAUAAACUUUCCAAAGUAUGAAUUUUUAAGGUACUAGUAUCGUUGUAAGGAAUGUACAAAAGCAACGUUUCUAAAGGAGGAAAAGCAUUUCUGAUAAUCCAGAUCAACAUUAUAGAUUAUAUGCCAUGUUUACAAACAUUUAAGACCGUUUUUUUCACUUUUUAAUGCCUAAUAUGUAUAUUUUACAUAAGCUUCGGUGUAAAGGCCAUUAAUGAACAUAUACAAUGUUUUCAUCAAGUAGCUUAUAAUCACAAAUCUGAUGAACACAAGCGCCAAUCAUGAUUCAAGCACGUGUCACCAGAACAUUUUCUACAUUGCCAGAUCUGCCUUGUCCUAUUUGUAGUUAGUUGUUAAUUACUCUAUGUAGUAUUAAUGUUUGAUUCACGUAUUCCGUAACAGGGUUUUUACAUUCACUUUUCUUGCCCGGUAAUAUCGUUUAUUUGUAUUUUGAAAAAUCGUUUGCAGGAUGAGGAAGAACUUUAAAAUAAAACGUUGUUAUGGAUUAGGUGAACUGUAUUGACUUAUGUAUGAGCUCAUUGUGUUUGCACAAGUCUUUACGACAUCUGAAAAUAUUUAACAAAUAUAUUAUUGUUUUAACUGUAAAUAUAUUUAUAUAUUUUUUCUCUUUUCUAUGAAUUUUAACAUUCCAAAUUGAUAUAUUUCAAGAGAGACUUUAUUAAAAUUCAAGUAUAUAA
Mercenaria mercenaria is the source of this 9717-nucleotide messenger RNA. RefSeq lists its product as uncharacterized. Bases 503 to 3151 code for a protein of 882 amino acids. Lineage: Eukaryota; Metazoa; Mollusca; Bivalvia; Venerida; Veneridae. Gene Ontology annotation, biological process: negative regulation of calcium ion-dependent exocytosis; negative regulation of voltage-gated calcium channel activity. Gene Ontology annotation, molecular function: transmembrane transporter binding. Gene Ontology annotation, cellular component: secretory granule; plasma membrane. The record is from RefSeq and is a predicted model, not a curated record. The transcript is spliced from 7 exons.